AUGUCUGCCCUUAAGCCCAUUGUUUUAUACUCCCAUGCCAGAGGCCCUGUUCCGUGGAGAGUCGGCAUCCUACUCGAGGAUUUAAAGGUCCCUUAUGAGAGCAAGUACCUUGAAUCCUCUGAAAUGAAUUCAGAACCCUUUAAGUCUCUCAACCCGAACCGUAAAGCUCCCGCUAUUGAGGAUCCUAACACCGGGAUAAGACUAUUUGAGGCAGGCGCUAUCAUCCUCUACAUUCUUGACACUUACGAUAAAUCUGGAACUUUACACUCCCUCUCCGGCCCAGAGAAGUACUCUGAACUGGCGUGGAUGCAAUUCCAGGCGACCGAACAACACAUGUACUAUAGUCAACAGGCCUGGUUCUUGUAUAAACACCCAGAGCAUGUUCAGUCUGCCCUCGAUCGCUAUGAAUGGACGAUCAAACGCACCAUUCAGAUACUCGACGAGCAUCUCAAAAAUACUGGCAAGAGCUACCUCACCGGCGACAAGGUCACUUUCGCUGACCUUGUCUUUGUGGUUACCAACGAGAUGGCCCUCCUUUAA
This is a messenger RNA of Penicillium samsonianum, 540 nucleotides long. RefSeq names its product glutathione S-transferase family protein. The record is from RefSeq and is a predicted model, not a curated record. Bases 1 to 540 code for a protein of 179 amino acids. The transcript has 3 exons. Lineage: Eukaryota; Fungi; Ascomycota; Eurotiomycetes; Eurotiales; Aspergillaceae.